CGGCCGCCGAAUGCCCGUGGACGCGCAUCUCUUCCCAGAGUUCCUGCUUCCUGGGCCAGCCAAAGCCGCAGGGAACAGCGCAGGGCCUUGCCUGCUCUGAGUGCCUUGAAGAGGGAGCGGGGGGCACGGCUAAAGAGGCACCUGGCUCAAGGACUGAUCAAGACCAUGGCUGCAGCCCCCAGAUCCCACCUCCACGUCAAGAAGUUGUCCCUCGAAGCAGGCAUCCCCGCUGGGAAGGAGAACUCUAUGACCCCUCCUGAGGCUCGUCCCUUCACGCCCCCGCAGGAGGUCCCCAAUGCCUCCGACCAGGCUUCGGUUUCUGCCGCCUUAGAGUGGCAGCGGAAGCUGGAGGCUGCCGAGGCUCUGCUGGCCCUGAAAAACUCUUCUUGGGACCCCCCGGAAUCGAUCUCCCUGCACCAGCCCUGCAGCCCACCAGCUCCUGCGGGAGAUAGAGGACUCCAGCCUCCCAGCCCCCCUCUGCGACCCAGGCCGGCCAGCUCGGUUUCACUGCCUAUCGGACAUCUGGGGUGCAUCUCCCUCUUGACCUAA
Sciurus carolinensis (gray squirrel) is the source of this 549-nucleotide messenger RNA. It is a transcript of the gene Dmrtc1b, whose product is annotated as DMRT like family C1B. The record is from RefSeq and is a predicted model, not a curated record. Lineage: Eukaryota; Metazoa; Chordata; Mammalia; Rodentia; Sciuridae.